This is a messenger RNA of Geodia barretti, 1254 nucleotides long. The record is from the annotation of a GenBank genome assembly. Lineage: Eukaryota; Metazoa; Porifera; Demospongiae; Tetractinellida; Geodiidae.
UGCACUAAUGUUGGCUGCCAAGGAGAGUAUGACUGAAGUUGUUUCGCUGCUACUUGAGGCUGGAGCUAAAGUUGAUCUACAGGAUGAGCUUGAAGACUCUGCACUGAUGUUGGCUGCCAAGUAUUGCAGGACUGACAUUGUUUCACUGCUGCUAGAGGCUGGAGCUAAAAUUGACCUUCAGAAUAAGAGAGACUCUGCACUGAUGAUGGCUGUAAGGUGGGGUAGGACUGAAGUUGUUUCACAGCUAAUAGAUGCUGGAGCAAACAUUGACCUACAGAAUGAGGAUGGAGAUUCAGCUGUGAUAGUGGCUACCACAAACUACAAUCUGUCAGUCCUGAAGGAACUGGCCAGAGCUGGAGCUGAUCUCAACCUGCAGAACCAGGAGGGGUUGACCGCCCUGAUUAUCUCCUCAAGAUCUGGUAGAUCUGAUAUCACAGAGAUACUACUGUCAGGAGACAACAUCGCUCUUGAUAUUCAAAUAACCAAUGGAUGGUCAGCUCUCUUCUUUGCUGUCGAUGAAAGAGAUGCAGCAACAACAGAGUUGCUACUAAAGGCAGGGGCUGACCCACAUCUCAGAGAUUAUAAUGGACUCACAGCCCUGGAUAUCGCAGCCGGUGUUCCUUCACUGCUACGAGUUAUCGGUGUUGGCGAUCGUCACAGGGCUGUGCGUCGACUACUGAGAAGCUACAUGAGGAAACCCUCUAAAUUAGAAGCUUUGCCAGCAGAAUCAUCACAGGAUCCUCCCCAACAGAUCACUCAUCUCAGAAGCAUCCCCAAUCAGCUCACUCAUCUCAGGAGCCUCCCCAAUCCGUGGAAUCAUCUCAAGAGCCUCCCCAAUCAGUGGACUCAUCUCAGGAGCCUCCCCAAUCAGCAGACUCUCAUGAAUCAGCAGUCACUAGACUCUCUCAGAGCCUACUAAAACUUGUGAAGGGUGCCAGACAAGCAGCAAAGCAGGGAUUCGAUCGUCUGGAGUCCAGAGUCCUGAGACCUAAUAAGGUGAAGAUUGAGGGGGUGGAGUUAGUGGUCAGAGGUCAGGAGGGAGAAGAGAGAGUCAAGCAAAAGCUGAGACCACAUCCACCACUAGAACAGCGUCCUCAUGAUGAAUAUUGGACCAGUCUUGCUCCACAUGACUAACAUUGCCAACCACACCUGACAUCAACAUGCGGCUCAUUUAUUAUGUAAUGAUGUUGAUGCUAAUUUUCGGUUUUCAUUGUACUACCUUUAGCAGCUAGUUCCUUCAGAUGUCAGAUGGUA